AUGAUUUAUGCUGGUGCAGAAAAUGUUCACAGUAUUUUUAACAAGGGACAGAAGUGGACUCAGGCCUACUGGGAUGAGUUCGCUAGCUUGCCGGCUAUUGUUCCGAAGGGUCCCAUUGCAAUAUUGGGCUUGGGCGGUGGAACAGCUGCUCAUCUGAUGCUAGACUUGUGGCCUUCAUUGCAGCUAGAGGGCUGGGAAAUUGAUGAAAUUUUGAUUGAUAAAGCAAGAGAGUAUCUCUGGCUGUCUGAUCUUGAGAUGCACACUCAAGAUGGUGGCAUUCUUCAUGUUCAUGUUGGUGAUGCAGUUUCCCCAUUAGUGACAGUUCCUGGAGGAUAUGCUGGAAUUGUUGUCGAUUUAUUUUCUGAUGGAAAGAUUCUGCCACAAUUGCAAGAAAUAACAUGA
Molecule: messenger RNA, 402 nt
Organism: Ilex paraguariensis (yerba mate)
Lineage: Eukaryota; Viridiplantae; Streptophyta; Magnoliopsida; Aquifoliales; Aquifoliaceae
Source: the annotation of a GenBank genome assembly